AUGCCGUCAAAGAUACAACUAGACGAGAACUUGUGGUUUCUCUAUACCUGCUUGCAGAACUCAGACAUGAAAUUGAUCGAUUUUCAAGCAGUAGCUGAGGCCGCCAACAUCAAAUCUCCAGCAGCACGCAUGAGAUACACCCGACUGAAGCGCCAACUCGAAGACGGAACUCUAUUAGGUACUCGCGGAACGUCUUUCUGUCCACGAAACACGAAGAAUAUGAUUGCUAGAAAACGAGGAAGGCCAUGUAAAAAGACUGCAUUACCUUGUUUCGAGACUUCGACAGGAAAAGAAGUACCAAGAAAACAAGAGGUGGAUGAUGGGAAAUGUAAUGAUCCCACAAUCCGCAUCGUUCCUUUUGAAUUUGCUCCGAGCGCUGGAGAUAGCAACGGUUCACACCAUUCCGAGUUUCGCACAACACUUUCACCAUCACCAUCUAUCUCGUUCAGACCACAACAGCUAGUCAGCGCCUUACCUCGAAAAAUGAACUUGACAAGUGAUGUGCCACCGCCCCCCUUCCAGUUUACGAUUUCGGCCGCUUCUUUGACUGCGGCAGAUGGCAGAAGAGUAGCCUCCAGGGAUGAAAGUGGUUUAUUCGGCAGCAGUCAACAAGAUUGUGAAGUGGCGUGCCAGAGAGAACCGCUUGGAGAAAGAGUAGAGACACCUAUUGUUAUCAAAUCGGAAAGUCCAGCAACUGAGGAGUAUUUUCCUAGAAGAUCUUGGGCUCCAGGAGUGUGGGUGUCUGGGGUGCAGGGAUUGAAGCGCAAAGGAUGA
Molecule: messenger RNA, 774 nt
Organism: Glarea lozoyensis ATCC 20868
Lineage: Eukaryota; Fungi; Ascomycota; Leotiomycetes; Helotiales; Helotiaceae
Exons: 2
Coding region: 1-774 (257 amino acids)
Source: RefSeq, a predicted model, not a curated record